Australozyma saopauloensis is the source of this 774-nucleotide messenger RNA. Its product is annotated as mitochondrial 37S ribosomal protein uS10m. The record is from RefSeq and is a predicted model, not a curated record. The transcript has a single exon. Gene Ontology annotation, biological process: translation. Bases 1 to 774 code for a protein of 257 amino acids. Gene Ontology annotation, cellular component: small ribosomal subunit; mitochondrion; ribosome. Gene Ontology annotation, molecular function: structural constituent of ribosome. NCBI's taxonomy places the organism in Eukaryota, Fungi, Ascomycota, Pichiomycetes, Serinales, Metschnikowiaceae.
AUGCUUUCUCGCUUCACAGGCCUGCGGGCAGUCGUCCGUCUCUUCUCUGGAAGUGCACGCUAUAGCACAGAGGCACAGACGGCCUCCAAAAAAUUCCUCUCGCCCGAUCAAUAUGUCGCCAAACAGGCCGAGAAGACGGUUCAAAAUGAAGAGUUCCUAGACUCCUUAUUGGCCGCUGACUUCGAGUACAAGCCACUUAUAAUCAACAGCAACGCUCCCAAGAACAAAAGACAGGAACCCAUUCCGCUCAAUGUGGAGUUGUUGCAGUACAAGCCAUUGCGUCUUCCACAAACACAUGGCCACAAAGUCGCCGAACUUUCAUUCAAGGGCUACGACAGCGAUGACUUGUUGAGAGCAUCUGACUUCGCUGCCAGAGCUGCUUUCUAUUUGGGUAUUCCCUGCUCAAAGAUCGAGGUUCUUAAACCUGAGAAGAGAUUAUAUACCGUCAUCAGAUCGCCUUUCGCUCAAGCAAAGUCCAAGGAGAAUUGGUGGAGAGUCACUCAUCGUCAAGAGCUUGUGGCUUAUGACGCUAACCCAGAAGUCAUCGACUUGUGGAUCUCCUACAUCAACAAGAACGCUAUUGAAGGUGUUAAAUACGAAGCUCAGAUACAUACCCAGGAGCUGACUGCCUUUGACAAGGAGCUCAGUGAGUUGACUGCAGAGGACAUCAAGUUGCCAGAGGCUUACACUCAUGCUUCUGCAGACCCAGUGUCAAAUAGAGUGCAAGAGUUGUUGAAGUCGGAUGAGUUUAAGAAGGCUUUGGAGGAGAAAUAA